Molecule: messenger RNA, 22333 nt
Organism: Coregonus sp. 'balchen'
Lineage: Eukaryota; Metazoa; Chordata; Actinopteri; Salmoniformes; Salmonidae
Source: the annotation of a GenBank genome assembly
UCUGUCGCUCUCUCCUCUGAGGGGAUGGAGUAGAGGUGUGACAGAUGGAGGGAGAGAGGAAGGGAUGGCCCUGUUUGUUCCUGGAGAGGUUGAUCUGAAUCGCUCCAGUGAGAUCCCCCUUGACAUUGACCUGAGCUCCGGUGGGCCCCUGUGACCCUCCUCUGCCCUUCCCCCCUCUCUCACACACCUCCCUCUCUCCCCUUCCCCCCUCUCUCACACACCUCCCUCUCCAAGCACAGGGGUUGCUUUUAUAUUCUCUAUUUUUUUCCUCUCUCCUUUUGUUUUUUCUCACUCCGACUCUCCAUUUCGCCUUGGUCCCCGCAGAGCAUCCUUUCAUGUGUUUCAAGUGGAGUGUACGAAAAAUGAAAGUGUGUGUGUGAAGUGGGCGAGAAGAAGCAGAAUGUGUGUGUGUGUGUGUGUGUGUGUGUAAGGUGUUAUUUCGGGAGGCUCUCCUUGGACCUGACGGGGAGGGGGGAGGGAGGCAGUGGAAGUGGCCAGGGGUGCUCCCCCGUCCGCUUUUCUCUCUCUGUUAUGACGAAAGGAUUGAAAAGAAAGGAAAGAGGGGUUGGAGGAGGUCGACAUGGAAGACUAAAGAGGAGGGCUUUGUUUUGUCUCCUGUACUUCUGUCCGUUGCUCUCCUAGCAGGGCUGCAGUGUCAUUAAGAUCGGCAUGGUAGGAACACAUCUUGAAAUGCCCAUAGUUAAAAGCCUGGGAGAAAUUCAUCCGGCUUUUGUCUUUCCAUAUAACAUCUACUUGUUUAUACCAUUGGCUUUGGAAAUAGGCAGACUGACUUGUAUCCCAAAUGGUACCCUAUUCCCUAUAUACUUCCUUAGUUACUUAUUUUCAAAAGUAGUGCAUUAUGUAUGGAAUACGGUGCCAGUCCCCAAUCCAUCAUGAGCUUGGCUGGGCCGUAUCACGGGAAUAACAGGACUAAUUUUACAUUCUCCCUUGGAGGAAAUUCCAGUUUAACGGAUGGGAUUUCUGCAUAAUUCCGAGAAGAUAAGGAGGACAAACAAGCAGGAUGGGUCCAGAGUGGGACCUCCCAAAAUAACUGUGUGUGUGUGUGUGUGUGUUUGUGUGUGUGUGUGUGUGUGUGUGUCUAGGGCUGUUGCCGUGACCGUAUUACCGCCACACCGGCGGUCACGAGUCAUGAAGCCGGUCAAGUUCCACAUGACCGUUUAGUCACGGUAACUAGGUUUCUCCAAGCUCUGCUGCUGCUGAUGGUCAUUCGGAUGGGGCCACAGUGUCUCCGGACCGCUCCUGUCUCAGCCUCCAGUAUUUAUGCUGCAGUAGUUUAUGUGUCGGGGGGCUGGGGUUAGUUGGUUAUACCUGGAGUACUUCUCCUGUCUUAUCCAGUGUCCUGUGUGAAUUUAAGUAUGCUCUCUCUAAUUCUCUCGUUCUCUCUUUCUCUCUGAGAACCUGAGCCCUAGGACCAUACGUCAGGACUACCGGGCAUGAUGACACCUUGCUGUCCCCAGUCCGCCUGGCCUUGCUGCUAUUCCAGUUUCAACUGUUCUGCCUGCGGCUACGAAACCCCUACCUGUCCCAGACCUGCUGUUUUCAACUCUUAAUGAUCGGCUAUGAAAAGCCAACUGAGAGACCUGAGCCCUAGGACCAUACGCCGGGACUACCGGCCGUGGUGACUCCUUGCUGUCCCCAGUCCGCCUGGCCUUGCUGCUAUUCCAGUUUCAACUGUUCUGCCUGCGGUUAUGGAACCCCUACCUGUCCCAGACCUGCUGUUUUCAACUCUUAAUGAUCGGCUAUGAAAAGCCAACUGAGAUUUAUUCCUGAUUAUUAUUUGACCAUGCUUGUCACUUAUGAACAGUUUUGAACAUCUUGGCAUGGUUCUGUUAUAAUCUCCACCCGGCACAGCCAGAAGAGGACUGGCCACCCCUCAUAGCCUGGUUCCUCUCUAGGUUUCUUCCUAGGUUUUGCCUUUCUAGGGAGUUUUUCCUAGCCACCGUGCUUCUACACGUGCUUCUACACCUGCAUUACUAGCUGUUUGGGGUUUUAGGCUGGGUUUCUGUACAGCACUUCGAGAUAUUAGCUGAUGUAAGAAGGGCUAUAUAAAAUAAAAUUGAUUGAUUGAGUAGCCUACCAAACUUGCUAACUGCCUGGUACUCAGCACUCCAUUGUCCCUCUAAUCACUCUGACAUCAAUGGAAAUGUUUUCGAAAAUCGAAUCAAACACUUAAUGAGAGCCCAUGAUGUUGCGCAACAUUUCUAUAGGCUAUGCAAUUGCGGGAGAAAACAGAGUAAUGGCCGCUAAUAAAAAGAGGAAGAUCCCAUCAGCUUUCUAUAGGCUAGACCUACUAUAUUUAUUUCUCAACUUUCCUAAUAUUAAGCACAUUGCUUAUAUUUACAACACGAGUAUAGUCUACCUGGCUGGCAUGAAAAUAAACCACGGGGAAAAGCGUCCUCCAUUCGCUAUUUAAGUGCAUAUAUGACAUGUAUUUUUUCCCGCUGCCCCUGUUUAGAUACAGGUGCAUGAUAAUGGUCCAUUCUACAUCAAAACAAAUGUCAUACACAUAUUAUUUAGUAUAUGUAAAGACAAGAUUAAAUCAAGAAUAGUCUGAUGGGUGACAAUAUCAGCCUAUCAUUUGUGAAUGAUAUAUUAUCACUUGUGAAUGAUGCCCAGCAUAAGAAACAAUGCCUUUUUUUGGUACCUUUUCUAAUCAUAGUCACACACCUCAUGUAGCCUAGCCCAUAGGCCUAUAUGUUUUCAUAAGGUUUGUAUCACAACUAAAGUGGCCAAAUAACUUCUUAAAAUUAAGCACAUUAAUCCGCUUUACAAGGGGUGUAGAGCCUAACUGGGAUAUAUAAGUAGCGCAUGAGUUUCAAGUUUGGGGAAGAUCAUUUUCACCAUAAAAAUGCACCUUUAUAAUAAAAGCAUUACAUGCCUAAUUGUAUUUGCGGUCACUUUUGAUAAUGGUGUUUCCUGCUAAUGGAACAUUCGCGCUUAUAGCCUACUACCUUGUGCACAUUGCUGUGCUUAUAAUGUGAAGAAAUAGCCUAAUAGUUUAUCAACAUUUUAAGCUAAACGUUCUGAUCUGUUGCGUCAGCCACAUUGCAUAAAAAAGGUAUUUUGAUGCUAGUCGUUGAAUUAAUUUGUGAUCUAUCGCAUCCCACAACUGUCCCAGACCAUGUUUGGAAUAUUUAUUUCUCGCACAGAAUAGAAUAGGUCGACUUUUGUACUAUGGGGGAUAGUAGAUUGACAUAGGCUAGUGCUUUUGCUGUUCGUUAGGCCUACUCAUCUGGUUGGCUGACGAAAAGUAAAUGUGGACAGUUCUUCCAAUAUCUUCAAUAUGCAGCGCGGAAUUGGAUAAGGACGCACACAGUUGCAUCCCCGAUGUGUCUGUCUUCACUUGUAGCCUGUGAGAAAGACCUGAUCACGUGACGGAGAGCCAUGUGAGUGAGAGGCGCUUCGGAUUGCACAGCACACUAAGGGAGAAGGGCACAACGCUGCACUCUGGGCCGCAAAAGGCAAGGAUGUUUUUAGGGUGCAUUACGGCCACAAAAGGGAUGCCGCCGUGACAUUCGAGGCAUUAUCAAGUGCUUGUCAAAUUGUGAAUGUGAGACAAUUGGAGUGUAUACAGCCUGCGCAAAAAACUAAGCUGAGCUCAUGCCUUUCAAUCAACUUCUUUCAAAUCAAAUUAAAGUCUCAUCAUUCAGCCUUACAAUGUAUUAAAAAUCCAAACAUAUAGCCCAACGUUUGUAGAACAACUAAAGUGACAUUAAUAACUCUAAAUGAAUCAUAUAGGAGUACCUAUUUCUUUGUUAACCGCUCAACACAGAAUAGCCGCAUGUGCGCACUCCCUCAAAUCGUUUGGAGAAAAUUCAUAUUUUAUUCAGCUUUGUUCAAUUGUAUUCUUCAUACUAUAAAAUAACAUAAAAUAAUUCCACGGAAUUCUAAGCAAAUCUGCUAAAUGAACUAGUGUAGCCCACAGCCAUUUGGCAUAGCCACAUCAGGACCUAACAUAAGGACAACUCAGAGUAUGCUAUUUUGUUCUUCUGAAAUAGAUUACAUUUUCUUCCUAUCAUGCUUCUUUAGACCUGUCUAAAAUAAAUAAUGGCUUUAUUGUGAAGGUGUAGGCUAUAUUACAUGGAUUUAUUUGACUUUUUUAAAAUGGCUUGUAGGCUAUGUGUGGAAGCCAGGAGAUGCUAAAUGUGUUUAUGGUAAUUAAAGGUCAAUUACCGUGAGACCGACAGUUAUUUGCUUGACAAUCACCGGCUGACGAAAUUUCGUGACCGCCACAGCCCUAUGUGUGUGAGAGCUGGGACGAUAAACCAAAAAUUUGCAACACCGACCAUACCGAUAAUUUAUUCCAGGCAUUUUGCUGAUAUCUUUCAAUACGAUAAGUACCCUAUGCUAGAGAAAUGUGAAGUUGGAAAAGAAAUAAGUUUGCUAAUAUCGGUGAUUGUUAAUGGGACAACCAUCAAACUAGUGGUAGUAGUUUAAAGUAGGGGCGCAACUUUCAUUGGGGACGGGGACAUGUCCCCCCCACAUUCUGAAAUUGCAUUUUCGUCCCCCCCAGUUUUAUCAUUGAAAUGUGAUACAAAAUGAAGGAAUGGUGUGCUUUAGGACCAUGCAGACACCUCCGAGCGGUCACGUAGGCUGUUUGGAGUGUUUAUCCGACUGGAUAUAUAUAUAUAUUUUUAAGUGAUGUCCCCCCCACUUCUAAAACCAAAGUUGCGCCCUUGGUUUAAAGGAUAAUAAAAAAAACUGUGGUGCACAUUAAUGUUAUAAACGUAUCAUUCUAUUUAUCGUUAUCGCAUCAAUUCAGGCAAUUUAUCUCGAUAUGGAUUGUUGUCCAUAUCACCCAGCCCUAGUGUGUGUGUGUGUGUGUGUGUGUAUGUAUGCGUGUGUUUGUGCAUGUGUGUGUGUGUGUGUGGGGGGGGGGGUCUCUGUCUGUCCAUCUAUUUGUCUGUUUGCCUAUCUUGCUCUUCCUCUCUGUCUGUCUCUCCGUUGUCUGUCUCUCCAUUUCUAUACUCCCUUAUCCCCUCUUCCCCUCCUCCCCCCCUCUCGGUCCAUUGUGUAGUUGUGGUGGGCUGCUUCCCCUUUGGAGGUCAUAGCCCUUCUUUACCCUACAUGAAAGAGAAUAAUGGAGAGCGAGAGAGACACACCACCAACUAUACUUACCUUGGUCUGACUAGAAUUUAAUCUGGGCGGUUUGACAUGGCCAUAACGUCUCUAACAGAUAAAGCACACGGAGCAUAUUUUGCAAAUAGAAAGACUCUAACCCACCAAUUAGAAUGUGGCUUAUAUUAUUUGACUCUGUUAUAACCCCAAUCCUUCUAGGAUCUUCUUCUUGCAGUGAAAAAUGGGGCCCCCUUAACAAUUUAAAAUAUACAUCAUGGGAUAAAAGAACAGAAAUGUCCCAAACCUAGCCUGUAGGGCACAACUUGGGAGAUUGCCCCUAGCACUCAAAAUUGAGAAAAAAAGACACCAAAUUCUGGACUCACCUAACACACUGUGAUCCAGAACAUUAUCAUCAUAAGGCUUUCUUAUGCAAACACCACAACCUAGAGUGACCCUUUAGAGCAACUGGCCCAAAAGCGCUAGUUAAAUUCAACCCUUCGACCACAAAUAACAAAAUUCAAACAAAUAGAAAUCUGUAACCAAAAUACAUACACUAAUUAUUGGCAAAACAAAAUUCAAUUUAAUCACAAAAUUCAAUGUUACCAAAUUCUAAAUAGAGAUAUCAAAAACCUUGUCAAAAUCAAAGAAUUCAAACAAAGGAAGACAUUACAAUGUACAGACUCAGUGACCAUAGCCUGGCAAUAGAGAGAGGACACCAUAGAAAGACAAGGCCUGUCAUAAUAUAAGAGAGACAAUAGCGCCCACCAUGUCAUACACAUGAGCCCUUGUAGAUUUCAUUUCUCAAUUGUUGAUGUUUGUUGUCUAUUUUGUGGAUUAUUAUUCAUGUAUAAUUGUUUUAGUUGAUGUAUAUAUUUUUAUUGUUGCUCAAACAUAUUGUUCAUUUAUGUAAUACAUCAUAUAUAUUGCUUUGGCAACAGUGGCAACCACCCAUUCAUACCAAUAAAACAUGUAUUGAAUUGAAUAAAGAGAGAGAGAGAAAGAUGGAGAAGGGAGCUAAAUAUAUUUCAUGUUCACCAAAGUUGCCCCAGACCUGGAGAGCUCCUGGGUUUGCAGGCUUUUGCUCCAGCCCUACAUAAUCACAUCUUAUUCAGAUAAUCAAGGGCUUGAGGAACAGCUGAUUUGUAUAAUUUGGUGUAGGGCCAGGAUUCAAUCCUAUUGCCCAUUGUUGACAAUGCGCAUUUAAAGGUAAUGUUCCCGCAUUCACGGAGAUUACAUUCACUUUCAACACUGCGGAUGGUGGCUCAAUCAGAAAUUACCUUACCUUUAAAAGGUGCAUUGUCGGCAGUGCUCCACAGAUUGUAUCCCAGCCUAAGUCUCUAUGUGAGAGUCCAGGCAGUGUAGAUAGGGACUGGGUGACCAUGGUCAACCUGAGGAACUCAUAUAGGUGAAGUCUCUGUCCUCAACCCCCAACCCCACUCAGUGAAAUGUGUGUGUGAGCCUGGGCUCCACUUUCCCUGGAUCCCUCCCUUAUCUCUCACCCCCCCUCACACACACACCACACAAACACACCCUGUCUGCCGCCAGUUGAGUCCCCCGCGGCCCGGCAGAAGCAAACAGAUCGAUACACCCGAGCUGGGCCGCAUUAAUAUCUGUCGCUCCACCCCCGACCCCAGCACCCGCUCAACACCCCAGCACACACACAUACGCAGAAACACACACACCCUCACACACUAAGAGGGGCAUAUACUCUACACACACACCAGCGGCGGAAAUGGCCCCUGGCUCACGCAGGAUCUGUCUAUUUUAAAAGGGGGGAAGGAGGAGGUAGAGAGAGAGAGAGAGAGAGAGAGAGAGAGAGAGAGAGAGAGAGAGAGAGAGAAAGCAGGAUGUAUUCUCUCAUUGGAGGCCCUGUCUACUGGCCUGGCCUGGCUGAUAAUGCUGGAGAGAAGCAGAGAGAUAGAUAGAGGGAGCAGAGAGAGAUAUAGAGAGAGACCAGGACUAAGCCUAUAGCAGCGAGAGUUAGAUAUAGUCGAUAGCUUUCCAAGUUUGGGCAGUUUCUGAUCUUUUUUGAGAGAGAUAGGAUAAACGGGGGCAGAGAGAGGAGAGAAGAGAUGAGAAUAGGGAAGUUCUCCUAUUAUGGAAUAAAGGCAAAGACUUCCCGUUGCCUGAGGUUUCGGUUUUCCAUGAUUGCUCUCUCUCUAUUCAUCUCCUUUUCUCUCUCUCCUUAUCAAUUCUCCAUAUCUGUUGCUCUCUCUCUAUCCAUCAGUGUGUGCGUGCGUGCGUCUCUGUUUUGAGAGUGUUUCCGAUGGGUGUGUCUCUUCAUUGCAUGUGUGUGCUUAUUUAUGUGCAGGCCUGUGUGUUUGUUUCUAGAGUGUCAGGAUUAUGAACGGGAGGUGUCCAUAGUGUUCUGCAGUUAUAUGGAGUGAACGUCUGUGUCCCAAAUGGCAUCCUAUUCCCGGGCACUACUUUUGACCAGAGCGCCACAUAGGGAAUAGGGUGCCAUUUGGGACACAGCCAAUAUGAGUGUGAAUAGUGCUGAGAAGUCUACUUAGCAGGGUGUUUAGGAGGUACCAGCAGAGCUAAGCACGUAUCCUCUACUUAUAUCACAAAAGCAAGCACUUUCCUAUUCUACUGUUCCACUCCAGUUUGGGCUAAAGCUUAAAUGCUCCCCAUGCAUUUAGAUUGAAAUGGGGAAAAUAUACUUUUAGAAUGAGAUAUAAGCUGUAGGAAAUGAAAUGUAUAGUGUAUAGUAUGUAUAGUAUUUCUUUUUCCCUUGAGUUGAACAAGUUAUGUAGAGAAUCACACAGUGGAACUAGUGGAUACUAAACUCUCCCCCUCUAUAGAUCUGCUGCGGGUGCGCCAGGAUGCCCUGGCAGCAGUGAGGAACACAGGGGGUAUGGAAGCCCACCUCCCCUCAGCAGGCAGCUCGUCAAGCCAGAGACGCAAGCAGGGCCUGCCCCAGCACCGAGACGCCCAUUAUACCGAGAGGUAGGCCUGGCUAACGUACACAGGGAUUCAGACACGCAGAUAGAUACAAACACACUGCAACCCAACGGUCUCCCUGGAAGCAUCCCCACUGCCCUGCAAACACAGGGAAGUGGUGAUGGAAUAUUCUCCAAUACAUUUAUAUUUUAGUCAUUUAGCAGACGUUGUUAUCCAGAGUGACGUACAGUAGAGUGUAUACAUUUGUUGUAUUUUUCGUACUGGUCCCCCUGUGGGAAUCGUACCCACAACCCUGGCGUUGCAAGCACCAUGCACUUCCAACUGAGCCACACAGGACCACAUAAAGCCUUCAUCCUCUUCUUAUACAGGUCCAUACUGCACGUGUGUGUGUGUGUGUGUGUGUGUGUGUGUGUGUUGUGUGUGGUGUGUGUGUGUGUGUGUGUGUGUGUGUGUGUGUGUGUGUGUGUGUGUGUGUGUGUGUGUGUGUGUGUGUGUGUGUGUGUGUGUGUGUGUGUGUGUGUGUGUGUGUGUGUGUGUGUGUGUGUGUGUGUGUGUGUGUGUGUGUGUGUGUGCGCGCGCGCACCUCCCAAAGCCAGGGCAGCGGGAGUGGCCGGGUAAUUGCUUGUCGAUUAUUUAUGUGGCGCGGGGAGAGGCGGGCAAUCGAUAAUGGGCCGGCGGGGCGGCAGCAGAGGGGCUGAGGGGAGGUGUGUGUGUUUGAAGGGGGUGUGGGUGGGGAGAGUUAAGCAGGAAGCGGAGCGGCCCAGGGAGGGAGUGUGUGUAGGUGGGAGGUGGGGGUUAUGCGGGUUCUAUUUCCAAGCCUGGCGUCCUAUGUGUGUGUGUGUAUUUGUGUAUAGUGUGUGUGUGUGCAUGCAUAUAUGUGUGUAUGUUGUAUGCAUAUGUGUGUGUGUUUGUGAGUGCAAAGUAUGUGUGUGCGUGCGUUUGCGUGUGUGUGUGUGAAGCCCAGCAGUGCAUGUAGCUGUGGUCAGUGAGCCGCGGCGGUUCUCCGCCUGCAUAGAGAGUAAUUAGCCACACAGGACCAGGGGAUGUUAACUAGCCCUGUGCACACUGCUCUACCGCCCUCCAUACAUCCAUCCAUUCAUUCACCCUCAGCUCUCUCAUCCCUCCAACAAUCCCUCUCUCUUCCUUCCUCCCUCUCUCCCUUCCUCUCUGCCUCCCUCCCUCUCUAUAUCUUCCUUACUCCUCCAUUUAUCUUUAACUCUUUCUCUCGUACUAAAUUCUAAAGGAAUUUUGAGUAAAGAAAAGGAGGGUUAACGAAGAAAAUGUGUUGGACUGCCCUUCUCUCACUGUGUGUGUGUGUGUGUGUGUGUGUGUGUGUGUGUCCAGGUCACAUUUUCUCAUUGACAUUGUUAAAGGACAGGAGAAGUGUGGGCUGCCCUUGCCCCUCAUAAAACACUGCCCACCAGGGUCAAAGAGAGCUGGAGAGAGAGAGGAGAGGGAGGGGGAGAGGUGGAGAUAGGUGGAGAGAGGGAAAGAGAGAGAGAGGAGGGUGAGACGGAAGCCAUUGCUCCAGGAAGCUCACCUUUCCAUCGACCCCCCAUCAUUGAUUAUCUAAGGCCCAUUAGGGCCUAUUGUUAAAAACAAAUCAUUAGGUGGAUCGAUAGACUUAGAGCCUGGCUUUCCAUUUGUCUGGCCUUAAAUGGCAGAUCACUUUUAGGGCUUCAUCCCAAAUGGCACCCUAUUCCCUAUAUAUAGCGCACUACCUUUGACCAGGGCCCUAUAUAGUGCACAAAAGUAAUGCACUAAAUAGGGAAAAGAGUGCCAUUUGGGACUUAGACUCACUAUCUGCAAGGCAAAUCCAACUGUUUGGCAUGGGAGCAGAAACAGGAGAGACAGAGGUCUGCCUAGGGAGAGGGACAGCAGAGAGAGAUGGUGAUACAGAAAGGUAGAGGGAGAGAGAUGGUGAUACAGAAAGGUAGAGAGAUGGUGAUACAGAAAGGUAGAGAGAUGGUGAUACAGUAAGGGUGAGAGAUGGUGAUACAGUAAGGUAGAGAGAUGGUGAUACAGAAAGGGAGAGAGAUGGUGAUACAGUAAGGGUGAGAGAUGGUGAUACAGAAAGGGUGAGAGAUGGUGAUACAGAAAGGAUGAGAGAUGGUGAUACAGACAGGGAGAGAGAUGGUGAUACAGAAAGGGAGAGAGAUGGUGAUACAGUAAGGGAGAGAGAUGGUGAUACAGUAAGGGUGAGAGAUGGUGAUACAGAAAGGUAGAAGGAGAGAGAUGGAGGAAAAGAAGAGAGCGAUGAGUUUGAGGAAGAUGAAGGGGAAAAGGGGAGGAGAAAAGGAGAUAGGGAUGGAGAGGAGAGAUAAAAAAAAUUAAAAAAAUAAAGAGAAAGAAAGAAUGAUAGAAAGAGAAGGCGAGUUAGAGAAGGAGAGAGAAGGAGAAAGAUAGGGAGAGAGUGAGAUGGACAGCGAGAAAGAGAGAGAGGAGCAGGGAGAGAAAUAGAGAGAAGGAGUGAGAGCGAGGAGUGAGAUAAGCAGGGAGAGAAACAGAGAGAGAGGGAGCCACAUCCAUUUUAAUGAGCUUCCUGUGUAAAUGUGUUCCCGUCGAGUGAGAGCUGAAGGCGGCCACACGGAGCUCCUAAUCCCCCCAUGCUCCCGUCAUUAAGGGCAGCCUUGUCACACACACACACACACACACACAAUAUGCAGCCAUUUACUAUUAAACACACCAAUAUGACCACAGGCACACACACACACACAAUAAUGUGCAAUGCGCGUACACAUGCACGCAUGUACACACACACGUACACACAUACACACACACACACUGCCCCGCUGUGGGAAGGGGCCGCUGUCGCCACUCUGACAGGUCGUCACACACGAGUGAAUUCCCCAGGAGCCCAUGGCCUCUCUGCAGGCGUGGAGAGAGAGAGAGAGAGAGAGAGAGAGAGAGAGAGAGAGAGAGAGAAAUGGGAAGGGUUUGUGAUGUUACUAGUGCUAGCUACAGAGAGACACACACACAUUGAAGAGAGAGAUUGCUCAAAUGUAAUAUUGUGUUCUGUGACUGUGAAAGUGUUUGGAAGAUGCUAUAUUAUUGUGUUGUUAGAUUCUUGUAAAAAUAUUAUAUAUUGUUGAUAAAAUACUGAAAAUAUGUUUAUGGUUAUACACUGAGUGUACAAAACAUUAGGAACACAUAGAUUGACCAGGUUAACGCUAUGAUCCCUUAUUAAUGUCACUUGUUAAAUCCACUUCAAUCAGUGUAGAUGAAGGGGAGGAGACGGGUUAAAGAGGGAUUUUUUAGCCUUGAGACAAUUGAGACGUGGAUUGUGUAUGUGUGCUAUUCAGAGGGUGAAUGGGCACGACAAUGAUAAGUGCCUUUGAACAGGGUAUGGUAGUAGGUGCCAGGCGCACCGGUUUGAGUAUGUCAAGAACUGCAACGUUGCUGGGUUUUUUACGCUCAACAGUUUCCUGUGUGUAUCAAGAAUGGUCCACCACCCAAAGUACAUUCAGCCAACUUGACACAACUGUGGGAAGCAUUGGAGUCAACAUGGGCCAGCAUCCCUGUGGAACGCUUUCAACACCUUGUACAGUCCAUGCCCCGAUGAAUGAAGGCUGUUCUGAGGUUAAAAGGGGGUGCAACUCAAUAUUAGGAAGGGAUUACUAAUGUUUUGUGUAUGCGAGUUUGAAACAAUAACCUACACACACAGGCAGACACGCAUGCACACACACACACACACCACACACACAGGGCCCAUGCAAGGAGCACACCGGUUAAUAGCUGCCUCCUUCUCCCCAAAUUGCUUCCUAUAAAAGGAGAGAGAGCACGUCUGGCUCCCCCUCUCUCUCUCUCCCUCACUCUCUCCCCCACCCUUUUCCCUCAGUCUCUCCCUUGCUCCUUUCCCCCAUGAUUAGGCCUAAUUAUGGUGCAGCGGACGCCUGGCGGCCUCAGUCAUGCAGCUUUAAUUGACCGUUAUUCAUCUCCGGGCUAGCACUAACGCUAGGCUAGGCGGCAAGGGGGAGGAGGUGAAAUGAAUGGGGGUUUGGCAUGCAGGGGUCCUAGCCUAGCGUAGCUGUUCGCGGCCCAGGCUAAUUGCUAGCCCCGAGGGAUUAGGCCAGGUGAUUACACACUGGGCGGUGUAAUUACAUAAGCAGCAGCGGGCCCAGGCUAGCGAGCCCCGGGGUCACGCGGCCCCGGCCCUUCCCCAAGAUUAAUUGGAGCUGCCAUCGGAGUGCGAGGCUCCGCCAGAGAGAGCGGUUAUACGAUUAGCAUUAACAUUUCAGCGGCGGGCCUGCGAUCGAUGAAUGGUCCCACCCUUGUUGUUGGCUCGGUGUGUGAACCCCCCUCGCUGUUCCUCUUUCUCUCUCUCUUUCUCCAUCUCCCCCGUAUCUCUCCCUCCCUCUCUCUCUCUCGCCGCUGUAUGUGUAAGGGCAGAGACAUGCAGGCGCAAGUUGAUUUUCAUCACAACCGUUCCAAAACAAUAGCUGUCGUCCCAUUCAAAUGUGGGUAUUUUUUGGUUGUAUUCACCACCAUGAUGUCCUUAUGUGUACUGCAUAUCAGUCACAUCUCCAAAGCAGCAAACUGAUGACAUUUGGCCCGAUUGCACAUGAUUGAGUGUGUGCGUGUCCAUGCGUGUGUUCGUGUGUGUGCGUGUGCAGGAAAAGGCCAAAUGGUUUCGCGGGAGACAGAUCGACCAAAUCAACAGAUCACCACACACUCCCAGUACACUGUGACACUUCCACAUUCUCCCUGAAACACAUCAAGCUGAAGAACAUAUUCUUAUUUCUCCCCUCUUCCUUCCUUCCAUCCACCAACACCUCUUUUCCUCCUACCUCAAAUUCCCCCGUUUCCCCUGUUCAUUUGGGACAAGAGGCAGACCAAGGAGUACAACAGAGAGAAGGAGAGAGAGGGACAGAAAGAAAGAGAGAGAGGAGCUUUUCUUUGCUCAGAAAGAGGACAAAAGGAGAAGUACAUAAUAGAGCGGCCUUUUCAUAAAUAGGGUUUGCAGGACACGGCCGCCUUUUCACUGGCUCAAUACGGCCCGGAGUCGUAGAGAGGCAGAAGGGGCGGAAAAAAAGGACCGAAGGGAGGAGGAUGAGUGUUAAUUAGAAGGUCCUUCAGCCCGUGGCCCCAGUCGAGACGCGGGGGCCGCCCCAGCUGUCGGAACAUGACACACUCCUAUUGUGUAUUCAGCCCUCAUUAUGUAAGUGUGGGUGUGGGUGUGUUUGUGUGCGAGUGUGUGUGUAUGUGGGAGUAUGCGUGUGUGUGGUUGAGUAGGAGGGGAACGGAGGGAGGCUAAAGCUCAGGGUACAAACAUGGCCAGCGGCGGUCUUUGCGGCGUGGCAAGACUGACGAGGUGGCUAUGGCGACACUGGAGCCUCCAGUGCCUGUAGUUAUAAAUAAACCGGGAGGAGAGCGUGUAGCUAGCCAGGGCUCAGUUACCAAAAUACACCACAAACCUGGUCCUGGAGACCCACUAUAGAUACAGGCUUUCACCUCAAACCAUCAUCCUCACUGCUAUACACUAUAUAGUACUGUUACGAAACCAACUAGAUAGUGAUUAAGUCUACUCACCCUAUGUCUAGAGGUUCUAGGCCUCACUAACUGUUCCAUAACCUGUCUGAAUGUAUGCAUUUAAUGUGAAAGUAAGAGCUUAAUAUUCCAGUGAAAAAAUCUGGUUGAGAGUCCAUGUCAGUUAUGGUCCCAUUUGUUUAAUUGUUUGAGUGUAGCUUUUACUGUUUAUUUCUGUUGGUUUAACACCAUAACUGCCAUAGGCCAACAACCACUGAUGUUUGACAUUGCUCAGUUGUCUGAAUGUUUUAAUCACAAACAGAAAAGUAUUUUACCUGUUUACCAGUAUUUCCCCCACACCAAUUACUACCUUAAAGGCCCAGUGCAGUCAAAAACGUUUAUAUAUAUAUUUUCAGUUCUGCCCACACAUUUUAUAUAAGAUUGAGGUCAGGGCUUUGUGAUGGCCACUCCAAUACCUUCAAUUUGUUGUCCUUAAGCCAUUUUGCCACAACUUUGGAAGUAUGCUUGGGGUCAUUAUCUAUUUGGAAGAACCAUUUGCGACCAAGCUUUAACUUCCUGACUGAUGUCUUGAGAUGUUGCUUGAAUAUAUACACAUAAUUUUCCUUCCUCAAGAUGCCAUCUAUUUUAUGAAGUGCACCAGUCCCUCCUGCAGCAAAGCACCCCCACAGCAUGAUGCUGCCACCCACGUGCUUCACAUUUGGGAUGGUGUUCUUAGGCUUGCAAGCCUUCCCACUUUUUCAUCCAAACAUAACGAUGGUCAUUAUGGCCAAAUAGUUAUAUUUUUGUUUCAUCAGAACAGAGGAUAUUUCUCCAAAAAGUACAAUCUUUGACCCCAUGUGCAGUUGCAAACCAUAGUCUGGCUUUUUUAUGGCGGUUUUGGAGCAGUGGCUUCUUGCUUGCUGAAGUGGAUAUGCUAAUGUGGAUAUAGAUACUUUUGUACCUGUUUCCUCCAGCACCUUCACAAGGUCCUUUGCUGUUGUUCUGGGAUUGAUUUGCACUUUCCGCACCAAAGUACGUUCAUCUCUAGGAGACAGAACGCGUCUCCUUCCUGAGCGGUAUGACGGCUGCGUGGUCCCAUGAUGUUUAUACUUGCGUACUAUUGUUUGUACAGAUGAACUUGGUACCUUCAGGCGAUUGGAAAUUGCUCCCAAGGAUGAACCAGACUUGUGGAGGUCAACAACAAAAAAAUCUGAGGUCUUGGCUGAUUUCUUUUGAUUUUCCUAUGAUAUCAAGCAAAGAGGCACUGAGUUUGAAGGUAGGCCUUGAAAUACAUCCACAGGUACACCUCCAAUUGACUCAAAUGAUGUCAAUUAGCCUAUCAGAAGCUUCUAAAGCCAUGACAUCAUUUUCUGGAAUUUUCCAAGCUGUUUAAAGGCACAGUCAACUUAGUGUAUGUCAACUUCUGACCCACUGGAAUUGUGAUACAGUGAAUUAUAAAUGAAAUAAUCUGUCUAUAAACAAUUGUUGGAAAAAUUACUUGUGUCAUGCACAAAGUAGAUGUCCUAACAAACUUGCCAAAACUAUAGUUUGUUAACACAAAAUUUGUGGAGUGGUUGAAAAACUAGUUUUUAUGACUCCAACCUAAGUGUAUGUAAACCUCCGACUUUCCGCAAAUAUUUCUUUAUGCAAUUAAUUCUUAAAUUUUUGUUAUGCACCAUUUAUCAUUGCCUGGCUACCCAUCCACAUCGCUCCAGCCAACUGAUGUCUCUUCUCCACGAUGAGUCUGGAUUUGCCUCCCUCCCCAACAAUUUCUAGAAUGUGAACACAUUCUGAUCAUUCUGAUUGGUGCCAGAAACUGAUGGGUUGGGCCAGAGCCGGCCUACAUGAUGACGUUAUCAACUUUGAUACUCUGAUUAGUUAGAUUUGUUAGAGACGAUCCAAUCGCUGAGGAAUUUGUUUUGUACAACGUGCCUCAUUUUGAAUUCAAGCAAACAACUUCUAGGAUGGAAGUUUUAGAAUGAAUGUAUAUAGCGAUCGAUAGAGCAGUGAGUUGUCAGGCUUUGGCACUCAUGUUUACGGCAAAUAAUUUGACUGUUUUACUUACUAUAAUUCUAUUACUAUUUUAAUUUACAAAUAAAACUGAUCAAAUUGUUGCGUUUUUUAUUGUAAGGGAAACUAAAAUAUGCUAUGUGUUGCACUAUGCCAUUGUAGAAUAAUAAAUGCAUUUUAUGUACGUCAAAAUAUACAAUUAUUUAAAAGAAACAAAAUAUUCUUAAGACAUGACUACAUUCAAUAAAAAAACAUUUUUGAUGGUCUUUAUUUAGGUUGAUAAAAACAAAGUUGAUUAAUCUGAUGCAUAUGCUAAAGUGGGCACCCGACAGCGUUCUCUAGCAGCUACUUAGGCUGAAAGGGUUAGCGGUUCUAGUGUUAAAUGUGGUGUGUUUUUGUUUGUGUGUGUCUACAGGGAAAUGUCCCAUCCCCCACCUCUGCUGUCCCCCCAGAACGCCUCUCACAUCGCGUUGGGACCCCACCUGCGGCCACCCUUCCUGGGCAUGCCCUCUACCCUGUGCCAGGCCCCAAGUAAGUCAGAUGCGAAUGCUAGCAGGUUAUCUACAGAAAUUAAUAUAGCGCCUACACUUAUUAAUGGUGAGUUAGGGCUGGAUUCAAUCCGUACGUGGAGCUUCUGCGAUACAGAUUGAAUAGAUGCUAAUAAAAAUCAGAAACGAUUGGCCUAUGGUAGACACUUACAACAGCAUUCGCUGCAUUCCCACAAAAAUUGGGAAAUGGGAAAAUGUUCAAUGGAAUUCAUGUCUUUUGUGUCUUUUGACUGUCUUGAUAGAGACUUUCAUCAUCUAAAGAAUGUAUUUGUAUCUGAUUCUUUGUGAGGCAUUAAUAUUAAACAGGGGGUCUAUGUCAUUGUAUUUUAAUACCCCAUGUAUAUUGUAUGUCAGAAAUCUCUUAAUGAGUGUGUGUGCUCAUCUGUGUGUUUUUUAUGCAUUUCCCUCAGGCUAUGGUUUCCUCCAGCCUGCCCAAGCUGAGAUGUUUGCCCGGCAACAGGAGAUGCUUCGGAAGCAGAACCUGGCCAGGUUUGUCAUUGUCUUCUAGUGCUGUUGUGUGUGUGUGUGUGUUUGAUGUCAAGGCUGUAGCUUAAUGUGUGUGUCUAUGUAUUUAAAUUAUGUUUUCGUAUGUGUGAUAACAUUGUCUCUAACCUCUCUCCUCUAUGUCCGGUCCCAGGUUGGAGAUGUCAGCAGAGUUGCUCAGACACAAGGAGCUGGAGAGUCUCCAUAGGCAGCAGCGUGUGCUGGGGAACUCCGACCCCCUGGGCCUAGCCCACGGCCUCCCCCUGGACCACCCUGCCCUGCGCAGCCUCCACCACCUGCCCGAGGGACAUCCCAUCCACGAGGAACUCAGCCGACGCCAAAACGCCAUGCUGGUGCUCCGACACACCAACACCCCCCUGCUCUCCCUCAACCAUCAUGGGCCCUCGGGGGACACAACGCCCAAAAACACCCAGGGACAAAGCUCCGGGGCUCAGGCUGGAUCGAGGAAGGGAGGCUCCCGGAAAGGCCCACAGCAACCCAGAGGGGGAGAGCACCAAGAAAGGGAAUGCCGAGGGAGGGAGGGAGACGCGGACGGUCACAAUGAUGAGAUGAAGGACUCGGACAGCGAGACGGAGAUGGGCGAGGAUAGGCACCAGGGCUUGGGUGGCAAGGCCAACGAGGGGCAUGGGCUUCACAGGGACAGGGGGAAAGAGAGUAGCAGGAAGGGGGGGUGUGACGGUGCCAAGGAGGCGGGCGAGGGCUCGGGUCGGCUCAGUGCCCCCUGUAGCUCGGCGGAUGCAGAUUCACCACCUAGCCACCACCUCUUCACCCCAGGGCUGAGCAAGAGCGAUGUUAAGUACCACUUUCCACCUAGCGCCAUGCCCCCUCUGCAAGGACUCCACGGCCAGUCUCUGCCCUUUGGAUUCCCCUACACCAGCCCCUACUUUCACACCGGUGAGUAACACACACACACACACACACACACACACACACACACACACACACACACCAAUCAACUGCAUCACACUUAAAUGUCACUCUGAUUGAAACCUGUGAAUGUUAUUUGGCUAGCCAUGCAACCAGCCUUAAUGGGAGAUAGCAUGCUAGCUAACAACGGCUGCAUUCGAGAGAAGUGGUAUGCAACGAUAACAGCUAAAUACAAUCUCAGUGAUUGUUCAAACAACAGACCAAAUAACAGCAGAUUUUUUUUUAUAUACAUUUGUUCAGAAGUAAUCACUAUCCAGUAAAUGUAGGCUAUUUUGCUUUCCCCAAUUGGUUGGUGUGGUUUGUAAAUUUCUCUGGCCUUGUAUGAUUGAUAGAUCCUGGUUCAUCAUUAGCUUCAGUCACAUUGAGUUACUGUCUAGAGUUAGAUUCAAUGCAUUGCUGGCAUUCCUCUGCUCUCUGUGGUGAUAUACAAUAUUUGGCAGAAAAUUCAGCAGGUUGGUGUUUAUUGUCAUAAGUCUUGUCCUGGAGGCAGAACUGAGCAAUUUCCCCUUAGAUAGGCCAGCUGCAAAGUCAGAAUUGGCUAUAUUGUACAAAUUCAUGUUUUAUUUUAUUUAUUUAAGGUUAGGGUUAUGCAUUAGGGUUGGCGGUGAGGUUAGGGUUAAGUUUAGGGUUAUGUUUAAAAUCUAACCUGGGAAUAUUCACAUUGUAAAUAGAGAAAGGGGAAUCUCAUUAUGUAAUAUUGUUGUGGCGCUAUGAAGGCAGGAGUGCAUCCCCCCCCGCCCCCACCCCAAAAAAAAAAAAAACAACAAAAAAAAACAUUGUAAAGUGGUUAUCCCACUGGCUAUAAGGUGAAUGCACAUAUUUGUAAGUCGCUCUGGAUAAGAGCAUCUGCUAAAUGACGUAAAUGUAAAUGUAAAUGAGUGCGUUCAAUUGGGUUCAACGUUUGCCAUGUUGCAUGACGGUUUGUAUUGAACGACACAUUUCCCCAAAACGGUGCGUUCUUCAAAGGCCUCUGAGGUAUGUUUGUUCCCGUCUGGUGGGUGUGGCCUGAUCAAUAUGGGUGUGACCAUUUCAAAUCUCAAAACUCGUGCAGCACACCAUACACAAUCUUCCCCUGGGCCACCAUAAUCACGUUCUUCUUCAACUGGUCGUUCAGUACAGUACCGUUUCUGUUUAAUUAAACGUUGAACACCGUUCUGUCGUACUGAACACACCCCAGGACUCAUGGGUAGGGCCAUGUGUUUUGGUGCACUUUUUGAGGCACUUUGCUUUUACCGGUAUUUCCAUCGUUAUCCACUAUUGUUACAGCAAGUAGAAAAUCUUAGGACAUUUUCUUUGAUUGACACAAGCUGUCUCCAAUCAAUCAAUCAAUCAAUGCCUGGUUGUGCGUGUUUGGCGGGUGGAUGGCCUUAGCCAGGGGAGGCAUAGCUCUGCGAAUCUUAAUCGCACAAAAUCUAUUAUUUGGCAGGGAAUACUACUUGUAGAUCAGUGAUUCUGCACCUCCCUUUGCUCAAUCUGAUCCUCUCCAACGGAGUCAGAAGUUGUAGCUAAAAAUGGGUCAACCAGGUAGUAAGGGUAGGUAACAACACAUCCGCCACGCUGAUCCUCAACACGGGGGCCCCUCAGGGGUGCGUGCUCAGUCCCCUCAUGUACUCCCUGUUCACUUAUGACUGCAUGUCCAGGCACGACUCCAACACCCUCAUUAAGUUUGCCGGUGACACAACAGUGGUAGGCCUGAUCACCGACAACGACGAUACAGCCUAUAGGGAGUAGGUCAGAGACCUGGCCGUGUGGUGCCAGGACAACAACCUCUCCCUCAACAUGAUCAAGACAAAGGAGAUGAUUGUGGACUACAGGAAAAAGAAGAGGACCGAGCACGCCCCCAUUCUCAUCGACGGGGCUGUGGUGGAGCAGGUUGAGAGCUUCAAGUUCCUUGGUGUCCACAUCACCAACAAACUGACAUGGUCCAAGCACACCAACAUUUACAUUUACAUUUACGUCAUUUAGCAGACGCUCUUAUCCAGAGCGACUUACAGAAGACAGUCGACAAAACCUAUUCCCCCUAAGGAGACUGAAAAGAUUUGGCAUGGGUCCUCAGAUCCUCAAAAGGUUCUACAGCUGCAUCAUCGAGAGCAUCCUGACUGGUUGCAUCACUGCCUGGUAUGGCAACAGCUCGGCCUCCGACCUCAAGGAACUACAGAGGGUAGUGCGUACGGCCCAGUACUUCACUGGGGCCAAGCUUCCUGCCAUCCAGGACCUCUAUACCAGGCGAUGUUAGAGGAAGGCCCUAAAAAGUGUCAAAGACUCCAGCCACCCUAGUCAUAGACUCAACUCUCUGCUACCGCACGGCAAGCGGUACCGGAGCGCCAAGUCUAGGUCCAAGAGGCUUCUAAACAGCUUCUACCCCCAAGCCAUAAGACUCUGAACAUCUAAUCAAAUGGCUACCCAGUCUCUCGGAUGGCCUUAGGCACCAUCCCAUUUCUGACACUAGUGUAGCAAAUUCAGGGGGUAGCCCUGAACGGGACUCGAAUCCGAAUCCAGUGAAUGUCAAGCCAACGCCUUAACCGUUACGCCAAGAGGUUUCGGACCCCAAAUUCGCUGAAAUAUACUGUAGUUCCAUGGUUGGUUUCAUUGACUCUCCGGAGGACAUUUGAAUUCACCCUAGCUUAAACUCGCAAAUACACACAGAAUCGAACCUUCACAUUAGAGCAACUCUGUUUGGGUUAAUUAGAAACCUGGUUUUAGUUGUCUGUGUCUAAUGACUGUCAUUAAAUAGAGAGAUUUGAAUGUUUGAAAACACAGACAGAAACUGCAUAGGGAAGCAGAGGCAAAACAGGCAGUUUCACAGUAGGAGCCAACACACACGCACCUACGUACCUAGACACACACACACACACACACACACACACUCACCCUUGGGCAGGCAUAUGAAAGACAUUAGCAGUACUCUCUCUGUGUCUCCAGCGUGGAGACCUCCCCCUGGAAGGGGCCCUGCCACUGACCACCCCUGACCCCUCUACACACAGGGUUAUCACCACAACCAUGCGGAAGAAGAGUUGAAGGGGUGGGGGUGGUGGGAUGGAGAGGGAGAGGAGAGAAAAUAAAAAAGAGAGAGGGGGAAGUUAGGCACAACAGUGAGAAUUAGAAAACAUGGAUCAAAUACACUUUGAAACGUGAUAUGAAAUAUUCUUAAAUGCAAACAUUUUUAAAUGCAAUUAAAUAUCAUGUCCAUGUCCAUUUUAUUUAUUUCAGAACAACCAUGAGGACAAAACAAUAGUCAGAGAGCAAAAGUGUGUGUGGGAAAGAGAAUAGCGAGAUUUGGAUAACGAGAUUGAGAAGUAAUUAAACUGAGAAAUGUGUGUAUGCUAGCUGCUGGUCGAGGUCUGUCCUGGGUCGUAUUCAUCAGGCACCAAAUGGAAUAAAACGGACUGAAACAGGGAGAGAAUGACCUGAACAUGCCCAUUAAGAAACACUCAUUUUCGUCCACUGUAAAACAUUUUUGCACCUUAAAUGAAUAUGACUUGGUGAUUUACAACCCCCUUCUACCCUCUCAUAGGCGGUAUGGGAGGUAUGUUCAUGGACGGCGAGGACUCAGCGGUGCCCCCAGUGGAGGACAUCAGAAAGUGGUGUGUGGAGGAGGUGUGUGGCUUCGUGGGCAGCCUGGCCGGCUGUGCCGAGUACACCCAGGUAAGGACCAGAGCAGGAGGGCAGGGGUCUGGUUUAUCCCACCCUUUCAACCAGAGAGAGAGAGAGAGGGAGAGAGGGAACAGGGUCGGGCUGGUGGAAGAGCAGUGUAGGGCUUUGGGACCAGAGUAUCUAACAUUGUCACCUCAAUCAGAAGUUCUACUAUUAGUAUAGUAGAGUUGGUUUCUAGUAGAUUCUAUAGUUAUAAGACCACUGUUAUCUCUCACAGCACCACAGUCCCCUUAAUGUUAAACACACACACACACUGUUGGAAGAUUGAGAGUGGUGUGAGUAUGCAUGCAAGCUCUGUGUGAGGGUGUAUGCAUGAGUUUGUGCGUGUGUAUGAGUGUGUGUGUGUGUGUGUGUGUCUCGGCUCUGGCUGAAGUGGCUGUGUCUCUCCUGAAGGUGUUUCGGGAGCAGGCCAUCGACGGAGAGACCCUCCCGCUGCUCACGGAGGAGCACCUGCUCAACAUCAUGGGACUGAAGCUGGGCCCCGCGCUCAAGAUACGCUCUCAGGUACACACCACUGACUGGCCACACACUCAGGACCAUCACCUCAGGAGUGUGUGUGCGCAGCCUCAAAGUUGGUAUUUUUUUGUAUGAGUAGACUGUUCUUGUGUAAGUAAACCUCAAGUGUGUGUGUUUGUGUGAGUGUGUUUGUGAGUGCUGGAAGCUAGUAGUGCAUUGUAGUUAGCCAAAGCAGAUAGAUAGCGUAGCGCCUAAACGUGAGGCCCGUUGUCGGUGCACAGGUUGUCAGGUAUGCCAUACUGUAGCCCUUAACCCUCUCCUCUCUCUCAGGCUGGUGAUACAGUAGAACACUAGGACAUGGGCUACGUCCCAAAUGUCACCCUAUUCCCUACAUAGUUCACUACUUUUGACCAGGACCCAUAGGGCUCUGGUCAUAAGUACUGCACCAUAUAGGAAAUAGGGUGCCAUUUCGGACGUAGCCUGUGGGCUGAGCAGCUCUAACCUCGGCGUGUGGCGUUCUCUCUCUCUCUCCUCAGGUGGCACGGCGUGUUGGCAGAAUCUUCUACAUGACCAGCUUCCCGCUGGCGCUCCCGCUGCCGCCAUCUGCCUUGCGCCCCCCGGACAGGGACCCCCUGCCGUCCGACACCCCCCUGGCGCUCCCACUGCGGCCCCUCUCCGCCGCAAGCAGCAGCUCCUCCCCCUACAGCGGCCCCCCACCCCCCUGUCACUCCUCCCCCAAGCAAGAGAAUGCCAACGGCUCUGUGUCGGGGGGCUACGAGGGGGUC